CGCCGCCGUAAAAAUAGUGCCUAACCGAAAAUCCGGCCAGCCGAAAAUCCGGCCUGAUUUUCGUGCCAAGAUCAGCCUGGUUUUUGAUGAUGACUCAGUCUCACUCUCAGACAAGAGACAAACUUUAGUCAGGAUAAUUUGUUCAUUGUUGGUUUGGUGAGACAACAGUCACAGCAGAAUUGUUCUGCCAUAUUGGCCUCGUAGAUGAAGAGUACACCACUGCUAAAACAACGAGUAACAGAGAUCCACAUCAAAUCAAGUUACCGCUGAAAAGCAUGACAAGAACUCGGCAAUGAAUGUGUCGUUUGUGACAAUACAGACACAACACUGGAAAUUUACCCCGACACUAGAUUGAUAUUCUCUGAUACCCGCGGCAUCCAUUUCAAGUUUGAAUUGUCACAACAGACGUUUUACCACUUCCCGAACCCUUGCCCCGUCGCCAUGGUGGGAAUGUUCCGGAGUCACGUCUGGGAUCCGGUUCUCCUGGUCUCCCAGAUUAUUGCCAUGCAGUGUACUUUCUACGUCUUCUAUGGAUUCUGGCUGGUAUUCGUUGACUUAAUCCUGGAUAAUCCCAAAAUUCUUGAUCAAGUCUUCAAGUAUGAGUGCUUAGAGUUUGGCAGCUCCAAAGGUAGAACCAUUGUGGCAGUGUACGUCUUGAAUUCAUUAACAUGUGCCUUGGGAUUGUGGGUUGCCGUCGGGAGAGCCAAGCAGUGUACAGACUUUGCCUUCACAGUGCACCUGUUUCACCUGAUAGUGUGCUGGAUCUACAACAGACAGUUCCCCCACACAGUGUCCUGGUGGCUGGUCAAUAUCGUCUGCAUCGCCAUGAUGACGGUACUGGGCGAGUUCCUGUGCAUGAGGAGCGAGAUGAAGGCGAUCCCGCUGAGCACAGUGGCAAGGUCGGACUUAUGACCUCGUGAGGACGUGUCUGUUAACCUCCUGACAUUUGUCAUUUUUUGUGUGCCCAAGAUUUUUUACAGACCCAACUAUCUAGACCCAACAUAUAUACAUGUAAAUUCCUGGAUGGUCAACAUUGUCAGCAAACUCCAGUCGUUUGCGUGCUUCCCAUUGACCUUUGACAUUUGCUGGGCUACGUUAAUAACUAGACUGGGGACCUAAACCUGAAAUCACAUACAGUAAACUCUCGUUAGCUCAAAACUCUGUUUAUCUCAAAGUAAUACCCCAUUCCCAUCAAGAGAAUAGGAUUUUAUGUACAUAAAUACCCCCGUACCUUGAAAUACCCCAUCGGUCUGAACUGGCCUGAACUUUUGUUUGGCCAAUCCAUAGAAAACACCGCCAAAGUAGUCAUAAAGAAGCAUAUAAAACAACAUCACAAAAAUGUUUAGCUCCAAAAUGUUUAGCUCAGGUUAGAACAAUAUGAAAUCUGAGGAAAAUGAUCUGAGGAAAAAUACACCAUAAGAAUUUUAAUAAAGAAGGAAAGUGUGCCAAAUAACGUGCCAAUGAUUGAAUAGUCAGUAACGGAAGAAGCCAUUCAUGUACAAUUUUUUUAUCCAUUUGCUUGAGGUUCAACUUAAAGCUAUAGUCCAUCAUUUGCAGCUAUCCAAAAAAGUAACUGGCGUAAUUAUUGUUGAAAAACGUGCUUGGUUGAAAGAUAGUAAUGGGACUAAACUCCCUGUGAAAUUAUUCUUUCUGGCAAGCUGUAGUUUUGAAGAAAUCAACGAAAGAAGGCCUUUCCAAAAGGAAAUUUCCAUUAGUAGUUCUUUUUUUUUAUUCGGCGCUGGCACUACAUCGCGUAGCUGCAUUCAGCUCAGUGAGAGCGCGUCUCGAACGCUGAAUUCAGGCCCAAUUCAAAACUUGAUUCAGCACCUUUUGAUAUGAAAUCGAGAUCCUAGAAUGCUGUUUUUCUCGGAAUAUACAGUUUAUCUGUCUAGAACCACCAAAGCCCCAAAUUCUU
Molecule: messenger RNA, 1915 nt
Organism: Patiria miniata (bat star)
Lineage: Eukaryota; Metazoa; Echinodermata; Asteroidea; Valvatida; Asterinidae
Product: protein SYS1 homolog
Exons: 4
Coding region: 442-912 (156 amino acids)
Biological process (GO): Golgi to endosome transport; Golgi to plasma membrane protein transport; protein localization to Golgi apparatus
Cellular component (GO): trans-Golgi network; Golgi membrane
Source: RefSeq, a predicted model, not a curated record